Messenger RNA from Mangifera indica (mango), 1904 nucleotides. RefSeq names its product AT-hook motif nuclear-localized protein 15-like. The record is from RefSeq and is a predicted model, not a curated record. The transcript has 2 exons. Gene Ontology annotation, cellular component: nucleus. Gene Ontology annotation, molecular function: DNA-binding transcription factor activity; minor groove of adenine-thymine-rich DNA binding. Lineage: Eukaryota; Viridiplantae; Streptophyta; Magnoliopsida; Sapindales; Anacardiaceae. The coding region runs from base 695 to 1720 and encodes 341 amino acids.
UUAGUCCACUUCUUACCAAAUGCUUCGAGCUACUCUUUCUCUCUCUCUUUUUCUAUUCCUUCUUUUCUUCUGUACUUUUUCAUCUUGAGAACCUCUUUCCUUGCCAAUUAUACUCCACCAUGUGGUACUUUAUAGGUGGAACUGUCAGUUAAUUUAUUCGACAAAAAUCACUGGGGGGUGUUUAUUUUGUUGCUUGUUGUAGAGGAGUGAAGCUAGGUCUCAUCGAACUUGGGGUUAGGGAUUGAAUUGAAACUUGUACAGGACAAAACUGGGAACAAGGGGGACAAGGAAAAGCCAUUUUCUGCAAAACCGCUUACCUGUUUUGAGUGGUACACGAAUCGUUAUCGUACGCCAGUCGCCAGCAAGUGUGUUAAAUUUGAGUUGUUGGCAGAUUUAACGUACGCCUAGAACAGUAUGAAACUGUGAAACAAGCGGAAAAAACCGGAGAACCCUCAAAGAGUAAUCGUACUUGCAGCUGAUUCUUUGUGUAAAGAGGUACAGCAGGAAACAAACAAAGAUCAAAUCAAAGGGGAAAAAGAAUCCGUGAGUUUUAUCCGACUUCUCAGUGUUUGGUGCUUUUCAUCAUCCCACUGUUCAAGAAAGCGGCGAGGAAGAUAAAGCUUACCAAUAAUAAAGGCUAGCAAACGAAGACUAAUCUUGUUAUCUUCUUAUAUUGAUUCUCAAGGAACCAAUUAUGAAUCGCUGGUGGGCUGGAAAUAUGGCAAUGAGAGGUGUUGAUCCAACAACUCCACCUCCGAGUCUUCACUUGAGGAAUCCAGAAGAGGAACAUAGCAGUCUUAGUCGUCUCGGUGCAAGAAGAGAGCAAGACUUCAUAGACAAUAACGCAAAUAGCGCAACAAACACCAAUAACAUUAACGCAAAUAACGCCAGCACCAAUAGCCCUAACGCCGCCACCCAGAACCAACAACAACACCAGGAUGACCAAGAAGACAGCCGCGACAACAACGAAUCUGAAGAUCAAAACUUGGGCCUCGAAACCACCGAACCGGGUUACGGUUCAUCCUCUCGUCGACCCAGAGGAAGACCACCUGGUUCGAGGAAUAAGCCAAAACCACCCAUUGUCAUUACCAAAGAAAGCCCUAACUCUCUCCGUAGCCACGUACUUGAAAUCACAAGCGGCACUGACAUCGUUGAGAGCAUCGCGAAUUUCGCUCAGCGCCGCCACCGUGGCGUCUCCGUCUUAAGUGGAAGCGGCAUCGUGACCAAUGUUACACUCAGACAACCAGCAGCACCAGGUGGGAUUAUCACGCUCCAUGGAAGGUUCGAGAUUUUAUCAUUAUCCGGUGCGUUUUUGCCGGCUCCAUCGCCACCUGGAGCCACGGGUUUAACCGUGUAUUUAGCUGGUGGACAAGGUCAGGUGGUGGGGGGAACUGUAAUGGGGGCUUUAAUGGCGUCAGGGCCAGUGAUUGUGAUAGCAGCUACAUUUACUAAUGCUACAUAUGAGAGGUUACCUAUUGAAGAUGAAGGAGAACCUAGUGGUGGUGGUGGGUCAAUUGGACAGUCUCAGGGCUUGCAACAGCAAGGAAAUGAAAAUAAUAAUGGUGGUGGUGGUCAGUCUCAGAGUUUGGGCGGUGAGCAAGGUGGUUCAACAACAAUUCCUAUGCCUAUAUAUAAUCUGCCUCCUAAUUUGCUUCCUAAUGGACAAAUGCCUCAUGAUGUAUUUUGGGCUCCACCGCCUCGUCCGCCUCCGUUCAACUAAUCAGAGAGAAGUAGAGAUGUUGAUGGGGAAGAGAAAGAGAAGGUUUUUCUAACUGGUUUUGUGCAAAAUGUACUAAUAAUUUAAUGUAUAAGCAUAGCAAGGAAGAUUAGCUAGGUUUCUUUAUCUUUGUGAACCUUGAUCAAGUGAUCACUAUAGUGAAUUACGUUUUGCCAUGUUUUGGAUA